AACUGCAUAAGAAUAGCAAGGGAAAGAGUUGAGAAGGCACUUCAGUACUCCUAUAGAGACCGCCGCAACAAGAAGAGGGAUAUGCGUUCCCUCUGGAUUCAACGCAUUAAUGCUGGUACUCGACAACAUGGGUUGCAGGUCUGAGGUGUGCAAGUGCAUGGCUGCACUUUGAUGCAGCUCAGUGAAGUGUUGCAUGUAGCUGGAAGUUGCUGCUCAGGAUCUGCAGGACCAGCUAGGGAGAAACAUGUGAUGAUCCAAUAGCUGCAGCUCAGCCCUGAAGCUUGGAAAUCCCUGCAACAUCUUGGAAUUUGCAUGCACUGGAAGAGUGUAGUAACUCUAAGGAGUACUACAACUCUUAAUGUACCUGCACAAAGAACAAAACCAGGAGGCAUACCUAAUGUUGAUCCCAAAUAGGAGGUUCUGCCCUGCAGCUGCACAGCAAAAGUGAAGAGGAAACUUCUAUUCUAUGAAGCAAAAAAGCAAGGGAGACUCUCCCCUUUACAUUGGUCCUAACAAGUAUCUUCAAAGAAGCUAUAACUAUAACAGCUAGAGACAGCCAAGUUGAAGAGAAUGUUAGAACAUCAAUGAUUGCUCCCAUGAAAGCUUGUUGCAGUAGCAGUGCUUUAGGAGAUGCUACAGUCCUGCAAUGUUGUUGUUUGGAUGUUGUUGUUGGAUAGAGCAGUUUCAAGGCAGUGUAUUGUUGGUCCAAGAUCAGCUGCUGCAACUCCAACACAAGGCUCAAAUUUGCAUAGUGCCUGCACAAAGAGACACACAACAGAAAACAAAAAUAGAACUUAAGUUUCAUUUUUGAUGGCUGUGAAUGGAGUUCCAGGUGUUAGAUGUUGUGUUGCAGGUUUGGCUUGCUGUUGUUGGAAGCUCUUGUAUGUUGUUGUAGUUGAUUUUCUUGUUCUUGGAGGAUGCAGCUGUGUAGAGUACCUGCACAGUAUAAACAAACCAAAAGGAGAAGUCCCAUUGUUGGUUCCUGUGCUGUAUCUCUGCAGCAGUGUUGCAGCUCCAAUACAAGCUCCAAGUUGUCCAUUGGUAAAUUAUGGAAAUUUCAUGCACGGGCUGAUGAUGGAGAACGUCCAGCUGAACAGGAAAGUCUUGUCAGAACUGUCGAUGCAUGAACCAUACAGCUUCAAGGCCCUUGUGGAUGUCUCUCGCAGCGCUUUCCCUGGAAAUAAGAAGGGCAUAGUACCUCCAAAGAAGGAAGGGCUUGCUAUUGUUCUUUGAAUUACUUUCCUAUGUUCUGCUCUGUGUACUCUUUUUCUUCUAUGUUGGGCAUAAUUUUGUGCUAGCAUUUCUGUUAGCAAAAUUCUACCGAUGGUGAACAACAUGGUUUUGUUCGAUAAGGGUACUUACGACAAGCUUAUCACUGAAGCACCCAAGUAUAAGCUUAUCACCCCUUCCGUCCUCUCUGACUGUUUGAGGGUAUGUCUAUUUCUUUAAGUAUGGAUCUAAUUGUUCUGUAUUGAAUAUAAAGUUUGUGUUUUUGUGCCAUGUGAA
Molecule: messenger RNA, 1506 nt
Organism: Solanum dulcamara
Lineage: Eukaryota; Viridiplantae; Streptophyta; Magnoliopsida; Solanales; Solanaceae
Exons: 3
Coding region: 811-1233 (140 amino acids)
Biological process (GO): ribosomal large subunit assembly; translation
Cellular component (GO): ribosome
Molecular function (GO): rRNA binding; structural constituent of ribosome
Source: RefSeq, a predicted model, not a curated record